Molecule: messenger RNA, 1632 nt
Organism: Rotaria sp. Silwood2
Lineage: Eukaryota; Metazoa; Rotifera; Eurotatoria; Philodinida; Philodinidae
Source: the annotation of a GenBank genome assembly
AUGCAGGGCAUUCGAUGUGCCUGUCGACGAGCGGGUAGUGUAGCACAAUUGAUACUUGGUAAACAACGUAAUACAUUUGCUAAUCCAAGAUGGUCAAGACUUGCUUAUCAGCAGACUGCUAAUUUUCACAUUGUUGGCAAACGUAAUGCUGCAGCUCAAGCAGCACCACAAAAAUCUACAGAAACUAAACAAACUCAAACUGGUCAACAAGCAGCUAAAGGUGCUAAAGGUCGUGUUGUAUCUGUUAUUGGUGCUGUUGUUGAUGUACAAUUUGAUGAACAAUUACCACCUAUUCUUAAUGCACUUCAAGUUGACGGUCGUCAACCAAAAUUAAUUCUUGAAGUCGCUCAACAUUUAGGUGAUAAUACUGUUCGAACAAUUGCUAUGGAUGGUACAGAAGGUCUUGUACGCGGACAACCAGUUACAGAUAUUGGUACACCAAUUAAAAUUCCAGUUGGUUCAGCAACAUUAGGUCGCAUUAUAAAUGUUAUUGGUGAUCCAAUUGAUGAACGUGGCCCAGUUAAUGCUGAAGACUUUGCACCAAUUCAUGCUGAUGCACCACCAUUUACUGAUAUGAAUGUUGAACAACAAAUUCUUGAAACUGGUAUUAAAGUUGUCGAUUUAUUAGCACCAUAUGCUAAAGGUGGUAAAAUUGGUUUAUUUGGUGGUGCUGGUGUAGGUAAAACUGUCUUGGUCAUGGAAUUAAUUUAUAACGUUGCCACAUCCCAUGGUGGUUAUUCGGUAUUUGCUGGUGUUGGUGAACGUACACGUGAAGGAAAUGAUUUAUAUCAUGAAAUGAUAACAACUAAAGUUAUUGAUCUUAAAGGUAAAGGUUCGAAAGUAUCACUUGUCUAUGGACAAAUGAAUGAACCACCGGGUGCACGUGCUCGUGUUGCUUUAACUGGUUUAACUGUUGCUGAAAAUUUCCGAGAUAAAGAAGGAAAAGAUGUACUUCUUUUUAUUGAUAAUAUCUUUCGUUUUACACAAGCUGGUUCAGAAGUAUCAGCUUUAUUAGGUCGUAUUCCAUCUGCUGUCGGUUAUCAACCAACUUUGGCAACUGAUAUGGGUACUAUGCAAGAACGUAUUACUACAACCAAAAAAGGUUCAAUUACAUCAGUACAGGCUAUUUAUGUACCAGCCGAUGAUUUAACAGAUCCAGCUCCAGCUACAACAUUCGCUCACUUGGAUGCAACAACUGUCUUAUCUCGUGGUAUUGCUGAAUUAGGUAUUUAUCCAGCUGUCGAUCCAUUAGAUUCAACAUCACGUAUUCUUGAUCCAAAUAUUGUCGGUGAAGAACAUUAUUCAGUUGCACGUAGUAUUCAAAAAACACUUCAAGAUUAUAAAUCAUUACAAGAUAUUAUUGCCAUUUUGGGUAUGGAUGAAUUAUCUGAUGAUGAUAAAUUAACUGUCGCUCGUGCUCGUAAAAUUCAACGUUUUCUUUCACAACCCUUCCAAGUCGCUGAAGUAUUUACUGGUACACCAGGUAAAUUAGUACCACUUAAAGAAACAAUCAAAGGAUUUAAGAUGGUAUUGAAUGGUGAAUUAGAUCAUUUACCCGAAGGAGCUUUCUAUAUGGUCGGUGGUAUUGAGGAUGUUUCUGCUCGUGCUGAAAAACUUGCUGCAGAACGUUAG